Xiphias gladius (swordfish) is the source of this 593-nucleotide messenger RNA. RefSeq names its product fatty acid binding protein 4b (gene fabp4b). The record is from RefSeq and is a predicted model, not a curated record. Lineage: Eukaryota; Metazoa; Chordata; Actinopteri; Istiophoriformes; Xiphiidae. Gene Ontology annotation, biological process: fatty acid transport. The transcript is spliced from 4 exons. Gene Ontology annotation, cellular component: cytosol; nucleus. Gene Ontology annotation, molecular function: fatty acid binding. The coding region runs from base 80 to 481 and encodes 133 amino acids.
CGGCGCGUGAGUCUCCCCGCGCCUCACCGCUGGAACAGCUCGUGUUUGUGUAGCAGCCCUGCGCUUCAUCGUCCCCAUCAUGGUUGAGCAGUUUGUCGGAACCUGGACUCUGACUGCCAGCGAGAACUUUGACGAAUACAUGAAGGCAAUUGGUGUGGGCUUCGCCACCCGGCAAAUGGGCAACAUGGCGAAGCCAAACCUGGUGAUCAGCGUGGACGAUGCUGGGGUUAUUUCAAUGAAGUCUGAGACUACUUUCAAGACCACAGAGAUCAAGUUCAAGAUGAACGAGGAGUUCGACGAGACGACCGCAGACGGCCGACAGGCCAAGACCACCUUCGCGCUUGAGAACGGCAAACUUGUGCAGAAGCAGACGUGGGAGGGAAAAACGACUACACUGGAACGAGAGGUUCAAGAUGGAAAACUGACAGCUAAAUGUGUCAUGGCUGACAUUGUGGCAGUGAGGACCUAUGAAAAGGCUUAAUUCAUUUGGUAAACAUCCGUUGUUGAGCCUGCACAUCCGUUCAAUUACCAAACACCAAAUGCAAUGAGAUAUUGCCAAAUAUGCCAAUAAAGUUCUGAACUGCAAUACUUGA